AAGAAGUUUCGAAUUCGAAUAGGUGGUACCUGGCCCAAGUGUUAAUCACGCGUACAUAGGUGAACCUCGGUGGGAUAACGAAGAUGCGGAGGAAAACUCCGCGAUAGUGGGAGAACAGAUAAACCCUACCUACAAACCUCUGAUCCACAGUGUCCGUCGAACGGUCCAGCGUUCAGCAUCCCAAGCACGACACGUCCAUAGUGCCGUUUCCUCACGUAAUAAAGUCCCGAGUGACGAUGAUUGAGUUCGAGCAGUUAUCCGAAAGACUUGGUCUCCUGUCGGACUUCACGACAGAUUCGAACAACAAUUCUAGUGAUUCGAGUGAGAAAAAGUCGGAGCGCGGUGAAAAAUACUCCCUCAGGCCUAGAUCGGCGAAGAAAAGACACACUGACGAGGACUCCGACGAAAUCGUUACAAUACCCACGAAAUCGAGCAAAUCUAAGACUCCGAGGCCCAAACAGAAACCUGCACCCCUCAGCAAAUAUCGCAGAAAAACGGCUAAUGCAAGAGAGCGGAGCAGAAUGAGGGAAAUCAACCAGGCCUUCGAGACGCUGAGGAAAGUCGUGCCGCAAAUGUCAGUCAGUCAUCAGACCAAUGAGAAACUGACCAAAAUCAUGACACUUCGCUUGGCGAUGAAAUAUAUCUCAACCCUUAGCUCCGUUCUCAAUCAAGAGUCCGACAAUCCAGAUUCCCUGCCUUGCUCCAGCGAUUUGGACUAUUCCUGGUUGGAAUCCGAUGGCGAAUCGCUUCCUCUCGACAGUGAUUUCUCAGACCAUUCAUUGACACACGCAGACUUCACGCUGGACUUCCCAGACGACUCCCUCACAUCGGUGGAUUUUUCCUCUCCCUUAUCGCCUGAUUUUUCACACCACUUGAGACAAUUCGACCCCCUUUUGUCGGGUUUCAGUUAACUAAACUUGAAGACUGUAAAUACAGAAACCGUCCUGUUCACGUGCCUUAUUAUUAUUUAUGAAAAUUUUACAGAGUGUAUAUAUUUAUUUUUAUAUUCGAUUUUUUUAUGACGAGAGUGGCAUUUUGCUUCGAAAGUGUAUUAAAGAAGAGACUGUUUAAAUUUUAGCCGAUAUGCGGAAAUGUGUACUAUUCUAUUUAAGAUUUUUCGAAGAAAAGUCUGUUCCUAUGUGAAAGGUAAAAAGUGUUAUUAUAUUGAAUAUAUUUUAUUAUUUAA
Messenger RNA from Coccinella septempunctata (seven-spotted ladybird), 1186 nucleotides. Its product is annotated as helix-loop-helix protein delilah-like. The transcript has a single exon. The record is from RefSeq and is a predicted model, not a curated record. The coding region runs from base 237 to 911 and encodes 224 amino acids. Gene Ontology annotation, molecular function: protein dimerization activity. NCBI's taxonomy places the organism in Eukaryota, Metazoa, Arthropoda, Insecta, Coleoptera, Coccinellidae.